CCUUUGCGUGGUUUUAUCAACCUUCCUCCCUGGCUUGCUUCACGUAUCUUCACAUUCGACCCCCACCCGGGUCGACUGAACGCCAUGGCGAUGGCCGUGGCAUUGCCCCCGGCGCAUGUGCCGAUUGUGCUGCCCGUGCCGCCCGGCGCGGUGAAGGUGAUGCCACGCUGGGCGGAAGAGGACGAGGUCUCGAAGUGGCGGGUGAAGUACCGGCUAAACAACGAGAAAGCCGCGGAGGAUCCGGACAGUGAGUGGAUCGAGUUGGAGUUGAGGCACUUCACCCGCGAGCUGCCUUUGUCUAACCUGCCCCCAGGCGUGCAUCACUUUCGCGUGGCCAUCGAAACGCCGGAUGGAUGGUCGGACUGGAGUCCACCAGUGGAAUGCGAGCCUCCGCCGCCUCAGGUGCCCUCGAAGUUGGCAUCGCUGCUUUGCGAGGUCCUGGGCGUGGACGCGGUGAAGGUCCGCUGGUCGCCACCCCUGGACACGGCCACGACGGUUGCUGAGCUGCAAGUGCUGCGCUACAAGAUCUUGGUUAGCUGGCUUUCGGAUGACGAACCAAUGACAAGAGAGAUUUUGGUGGAGGAGGCCACCGACUUCUACGUGGUCACCGGUCUAGUGAGUCUCACUGACUACACUUUUCAGAUCUCGGCAGAGAAUUGUGCAGGCUGGAGCGAAUGGUCGGAGCCCAGCACGAAGCAGACGGAGCCGCCGGUGCCGAAGACCUUGAACCAGCCCACGCUGCGCCGCUCCACGCAUCACUCCGCAGUCAUUCAGUGGCAACAUCCGCCUUUCACUGACGUGCCGGUGGAUUCCUUCUCCUUCCGACACACCACGUCAGCGGAUUGGAGCGGAGAGGUGGUAGAGAUCACCGAUGUGUCGCCCAGCCUCUCGCAGUACGUCAUCACCGGCCUCCGGCCUGGGCAGGUCUACAUUUUUCAGGUUCGGGCUGUGAAUCGCUAUGGGAAGGGUAUUUGGAGCGAGGGCAGCAUCCCGAUCCGCACUACUGAUGGGAGCAUCCCUGCCAAGAUCGAGACCCUGAAGGCUUCGGAUAUCUACCAAUCCUUCAUCCGAUUGAAGUGGGCCCCCGUGGACGAGAAUGGCUACCCGAUCACUGGAUACCUGCUGCGCUACGCACACGAGGAGGACAUGGCAGAAGCCACUGAAGCAGUGCCCAGAGUUGUCAGGGACAAUGGCUUUGACAGCUGCGACAUCCGACACUUGCGGAAGUUGAAGUACUACUUCCAGGCGGCCGCCAUCAAUCAGCUGGGCAUCGCGGAGUGGAGCAAUGCGGUGAUGGUGGACAUGAGCAAGUGAUCGGGUCGUGUGAUCGGGUCGCAGGAGUUGGGUUGAAGGUUCAAGUUGGGCUCCUCAAAUGAGGAGUUGCCAGGCUUCUAGAGUGCGUUGCUGGAGGUGGAAAAGGUAGAAGAGGUUUUUGUACGAAUCACGAAAGCUAGCACCAGCUAGCUGGAGUUGUUCUUGCUUUAGCAAGUGAGGGGGUGGAAUCCUCGAGAGCGCCGCAUCGCAUGAAACCUUCAUGCGUAUGGGGGCCCCCCCUCACGGGUUCAACUCCUCCCUGGGAUGUCUCUGGGACGUGUGCAUUUGCAUGCUCACCCCCGCCCUGCUAGCUUUCGUCACCAACCCUCGGCCUCAAGUAUAUAAGUCUAGACUUUAGAACAAAGAUCCAGGUGCCGCUCCCUGAUAUGAACAUUGAACUGUGGAUGCGGCUUGACCUUUGGUCAUAUGGGAC
This is a messenger RNA of Durusdinium trenchii, 1747 nucleotides long. NCBI's taxonomy places the organism in Eukaryota, Dinophyceae, Suessiales, Symbiodiniaceae. The record is from the annotation of a GenBank genome assembly.